Messenger RNA from Glycine soja, 1852 nucleotides. RefSeq names its product DNA repair protein recA homolog 2, mitochondrial. Gene Ontology annotation, biological process: DNA repair. The coding region runs from base 260 to 1420 and encodes 386 amino acids. The transcript has 8 exons. The record is from RefSeq and is a predicted model, not a curated record. NCBI's taxonomy places the organism in Eukaryota, Viridiplantae, Streptophyta, Magnoliopsida, Fabales, Fabaceae. Gene Ontology annotation, molecular function: ATP binding; single-stranded DNA binding; ATP-dependent DNA damage sensor activity.
GUUUUUUUUUUUUUGAGCGAGGGAAAACCCUGUUUCCCAGUUUUGUUAAGGUUGGCGCAGUCACUUACUAGACUCACUCGAGCGCCAAAAACCCUUGUCUUGCUUUCGUUUCCUUCUUAAACAAACUAUACUCUACUUAGGUAAGCUGGGAUCGAAGAAAAGAACAUCAUGUGCAUAAGCUAGCUUCGUGCUGUGUUUUGCUGUCUCAAAUGUUUAUGAAGUUGUAAAUGCCGCCACACGUCUCUGUUGUCUCAUAAAAAUGUCUCUUUUGCCUCGUCUUCAUAUCUUAGCUAGGCCUUUACUCUCCCCCUUCUGCCAGAAUGGAGGUAGACAAAUAAUGAGCAGAAUUGGCAUGACUGCCUGCUCUCUUUCUUCUGCAGCUGAAGCUUCAGAUUUUGAAUGUGAUGCGAUCCAUGAUGAUGUCAAAGCAGCAGAGAAAGAUAAUGCACUUUGCUUGGCUGUCUCGCAGCUUGCUAGCGAGUUUAGCAAGGAAUCUAUGUUAUCUCUGCAGAAGAUUUUUGGUGUACGCCGUGCUCAUGUGAUAUCUACAGGCUCCUUGAAGCUUGAUCUAGCUCUGGGAAUUGGUGGACUACCAAAGGGCAGGAUUGUGGAAAUUUAUGGACGAGAAGCAGCUGGUAAGACUACACUUGCAAUUCAAAUUAUUAAAGAAGCUCAAAAGCUUGGAGGAUAUUGUGCAUAUCUUGAUGUAGAAAAUGCAUUGGACUUCUCACUUAUGGAAUCGAUGGGCAUAGAUACUGAAAACCUUCUUAUAUCACAUCCUGAUUGUGCUGAAAAUUUGUUAAGCAUGGUUGAUACAUUAACAAAAAGUGGUGCUGUAGAUGUGAUUGUGAUUGACAGUGUUGCUGCCCUCGUCCCCAAAUGUGAACUUGAUCAAUUAGGAGUUACCACUAAUCGUGAUUUACAAUCACGAAUGAUGACUCAAGCACUGCGGAAGAUUCACUAUUCAUUAUCUCAUUCUCAAACUCUCAUUGUUUUCAUUAAUCAGAUUAGAUUGAGUCCAAAAUCAGCCAAGGAAUAUGGAUCUGUGGAAGAAGUCACUUGUGGUGGAAAUGCCUUGAGAUUCUAUGCAGCUGUUCGUUUGAGACUUUCAAGAGUGAGAUUGAUCAAAACUGAGGAUAAGGUAGAGGGUGUUAUGAUCUGUGCUCAAGUGGUAAAAAAUAAACUAGCACCAGCAGCAACGAAAAGGGCUGAACUGGGUAUCAAGUUUGGAAGAGGCUUUUGCCAUGAGUCAGAUGUCUUAGAUUUGGCUUGUGAACAUGGAAUCUUUGUGAAACAUGAGGGAAGCUACUUUAUUGAAGGUAACAGUUUUGAUAGUAGAGAAGCAGCUGAACUGUUUUUGGCUCAAAAUCAUGCUGUUUGUGACAAGGUGGUUAAGGAUAUGAGAAGACUUUAUUUUUAAAAUCAGGUGGACCUUACAUCUUCCUAUAAACUUGCUCAGCAUGGUUUCACUAGGCCAAAUCUCUUUCAAUGGUAUAUAUGGCAAACUUUAUGUAAUUGAGCAUUGCCAACAUUUUUUAUCAUCGAGGCAUUAAUAUUGUCUUCUAUGGGUACCAAGUAUCAACCAUUCUUUAGAUGAGCUUGUGGCAUUUGAAGUUACAAGAAUUUUCUGCUGCUUUAAUGCGAGUCCCUUGGAUCUAGGCAUGGAAUACUGCAAAUCCACACUUCCAAAUGAGAAAUUUGAUUGCUAUUGCAAAACCAUUUGACACCUUCCGGUGUGUUACUCUAUUGGACAUGAGUCAUUAAUUAUGUAAUGGAUCAACUGUAGUACAUGAAUCAAACUAUCAAGGAUACUGCUAUGCACACCCAGCAAAAUUGCUGGUACAUUCAACAA